Messenger RNA from Beta vulgaris subsp. vulgaris (sugar beet), 2441 nucleotides. RefSeq lists its product as uncharacterized. The record is from RefSeq and is a predicted model, not a curated record. NCBI's taxonomy places the organism in Eukaryota, Viridiplantae, Streptophyta, Magnoliopsida, Caryophyllales, Amaranthaceae. The transcript has 13 exons. Bases 159 to 2183 code for a protein of 674 amino acids.
UUUGUCUGUCCCUUAAAAAAAUAUAGUCUUCUUUUCGUUGGCGCGCUCUUGUGUAUUCUCCAUUCUCCGAGUAGCUUACUACUUUAAAAUUUAAACCCUAAAACUCAUAUACUCGUUUCCUACUACAGAAUUCAGAGCACAAACAAAUCUCUCCAAAAAUGGUUCUCUUGUUUUUCGUUCUCGAUUUACGAACUCUCUCUCCUCCAUUAUUAUCACAAGUAAAGCAGUGUUUGUUGGAGCUGGCGAAUUUAUACGCAUUAUCUGCUCCUACAUUGAAUUUGAAGCGCCAUAAUUCUGAUUCCUCACUCGAUGAUCGUAUUGGUUUGUGCUAUUUGCGAAGUUCUGCGGUUUCUUCCUCUGACGAGUUUAAGACUGCAUACUGUCCCAGGGGAAGAAGCUUCAAUCUCCGUGAUUUCCAUUAUGCAGUCCACCAUUUGCCCUCUGAUUCCUAUUUACCACUCUUGCCUGAAGAUUCUGGAUCCUUCCUUUUACGUGAUGUGGAAUUUUCAAGCAUCCUCAGCAAUGAAGUGUUUUACUGUGCCGGCAGUGAAGAAAUCGAGAAGAAAGUAAUUCUUGUCAGCUCAUGUCUAGUUGCGAAUAUGGACUCUAAGAACAAAACGACUCUCCUGGAUGCUGCUGACAAAUGCAUAUCUGUGGAGUUUGUGUUCCUUGAGCAAAAGUCAAGCCAACUCAGUGAUAUCUCAGAGAAGAUGAAUGAAUUUAGGGGACAAAUAUGUGAGCUUGAAAACUGUUCAUUUAAUGCAUAUCUUCCAGAUGUACAGGUACUCAAUGGCCUGGCAAAAAGAUGGUUGAGAGAGUUGAAAGAGAACACAGUACUCUUGCAGGCUCAUUUUCUUUUCCAGAGGAGCAUUUCUGGUUCUGUGAACCGAAUAUGUUGCAGGUUGUGUGAUUCCACAAAUCAAAUAUUGGACAGAUUUAAUCCGCGUGAGGCCCAUAGGUGUCUUGGUGUUCGAAGGGACGAUAGGGAUGGUCAUGGAUUCGAGGAUUGUCUCUUGUCUCAUGUCAAAAAGCAUGAUAUGGAACUGGAUAGUACUGACAAUAACUCCACCAGUGCUGGUGAAAAUGGCUUACUGACCAAAGCAUCUCAGCAAUGCUGGAAGGACCUGUGUCAUGUUCCAUCAACUAUUAUCUUUAACAUAAUUGAGAGGACUAGUUUGGCUUCAUUAAGUGAAGGUAUAAUGAUCGGAAGACCUUACUUUGUCAUCCCAUCAGUUGUUCAGGAGUCGGAUACUGCUCCCGAAGACAGUGACACGUGUCAGUUGAAUAAUAGGCUUUUUCAGGGACUUUGUCGUGCUCUGUACUCAAUGGACCAGGGUCUGGUAUGCUGGUCAUUUUGCAACUUAGAGAUUAUGAGCGAAACUGAAUUUACCUACUACUACAUUCUUCUACCCUCUGACAGUGGACUGAUGCUGCUCAGGCGGCUUGUAGGAGCUGAGGAAAUUCUGCCCUUUCCUGAUGUAAAUAUGAAUGAUUCUUCAACUACUGAGGAGAUUGAUUGUUGCAUUCAACAAUGCCUACUUGAUGUGGAACUAAGAGAUUACAAUCCGGUGCAGCAUAAUGGAGGAUUCCAUCAGAACCUCAACCAACUUGUUGAAGAGAGUUUACAACCUGGGCAGGUAGCCCCAGUAAUUUCAACAACACCCUCAACUUCUACCUGCCUUGAUGAUGUGGCAGUCUUAUUACAACCUAGUCUAGUGAGAAAUAUUGCAACUCUGCCAAGGGAAGAUCUUGUAGCUCUGUCAGGGCGAGAAACUGCAGCUGUGGCAGUGCAAACGUGUGCAUCUGAUCAGGCUGAUGAAGAUGACAAGGGUAUUGCAAGUCUUGCGCAUGAAUGGGAGCAGAAAAUUGUCGGUGGUAUUCCGAGGAUGGGCUCCGCUCUUGCUGACCCCAAUUUGGAGAAGGCACGAGCAUCUCUGCCAACAAGUCACAGAACGCUGGACACAAGAACUUCAAAUAUAUUACAGAGGUUGGGUAACCCUGAACUGAUCAAGACUAAGGCUAAGACACAUAAGAUACUGAGUGGCUUUGCUACACAUGGAAAUGGAACAACAAACAACCAUUUUUCUGUCGACGUUGAUGCUGUAGAUCAAGGUUCAAAUACCACCAGCAACUUAAUGAAGCCGACUUUUCAAAGACUGAAAAGGAAACAAAGGUUAGAGUAGCAUUAGUUUGGUGGAAGGCUGGAGUAGGGGGAACUUUGCAUCAUACAGAUUCCUAUAAGAAGAGGCCGACUUAAGAAUAACCAGCUCAUGUUGUACCUCUUUGUUAAGACUGACAUCAUUUGUUCGUAGACUCUUUUGUAGUCUUCCUUCUCAUUUGCCAUGCAUUUUUGAAUUAUUAUGCGACUUUAACCUUGUACAUACUACAUAUCAUUACAAUUUUGCAACAAUCGUCCAAUAGAAUAUGUCUGAUUAAUUCUA